AUGGCCCCAUUCGAGGCCUUAAAUGGUAGGCGUUGUCGCUCUCCAGUUGGUUGGUUUGAGUCUACAGCGCCUAGGCCGCACGGUACAGACUUGAUCCGAGAGGCUUUAGAUCAUGUGAUGGUGAUUCAAGAUAGGCUCAGGACAGCCCAGCGUAGACAUCAGAGUUAUGCAGACCGUAGGCGUCGACUGUUGAAAUUUGUUGUUGGUGAUAGAGUAUUCCUCCGUGUGUCGCCCAUGAAGGGUGUAAUGAGAUUUGGGAGGCGGGGAAAGCUUAGCCCCAGGUAUAUAGGUCCUUUUGAAAUAUUGAGGACAGUUGGAGAGUUGCGCCGGUAUUUUCCAGAUGAGACCCAUGUGAUUCAGUAUGAUGCAGUUGACUUGGAUGAAAAUUUGAGAUACAUUGAGGAGCCAGUUGCUAUUUUGGCCAGAGAUGUCAGACGGUUGCGUUCCAGAGCCAUUCCCGUAAUUAAGGUCCAUUGGAGACAUCGUCCAGUUGAGGAGGCUACCUGGGAGACCGAGCAUGAGAUGCGGGCGCAGUUCCACGGCUUAUUUGAGCCUUCAGGUACUUCUUGA
Messenger RNA from Solanum tuberosum (potato), 570 nucleotides. RefSeq lists its product as uncharacterized. The record is from RefSeq and is a predicted model, not a curated record. The transcript is spliced from 2 exons. Lineage: Eukaryota; Viridiplantae; Streptophyta; Magnoliopsida; Solanales; Solanaceae. The coding region runs from base 1 to 570 and encodes 189 amino acids.